Messenger RNA from Hepatospora eriocheir, 210 nucleotides. NCBI's taxonomy places the organism in Eukaryota, Fungi, Microsporidia, Hepatosporidae. The record is from the annotation of a GenBank genome assembly.
AUGACAGUAAACACUGAAAUAACCGAAUUGAUAAAUAAAAAUAAGAGAAACAAACUAUUUACAGAUAGAAAGAACAUAUCUAAACUAGCUAAAAGCAUGUUAAACACUACAUCUGUUUACACAGCAAUAUAUGUGUUAUCAAUAAUAGAAGAUGCAAAUAGAGAUUACACUAAUGAAGAUAUUGAUCAAAUAUUUAAGACUAUCGAAUAA